Messenger RNA from Paramacrobiotus metropolitanus, 645 nucleotides. RefSeq lists its product as uncharacterized. NCBI's taxonomy places the organism in Eukaryota, Metazoa, Tardigrada, Eutardigrada, Parachela, Macrobiotidae. The record is from RefSeq and is a predicted model, not a curated record. The transcript is spliced from 5 exons. Bases 211 to 645 code for a protein of 144 amino acids.
AUUUGCUGGUGAUUGGUGGUUUUGUGAAGUAUAGUGUGUUGUGGGUAUAUAAAAGGAAAUCGGAGUGCGGUGGAAAUUUAGUUGGUUAAGGGAAAUUGUGAGAAGUUUGUUGUGUGGAUUGUGUUGUAAGAUCUUAUUUGAUAGUUUGAUAGCAAAGGUUGUUGUAGUAAGGUGGAGAGUGGUUUGGAGUGCCUGGGAAGAGGUGUUUGAAUGGAUUUUGGCAGAUUUGUGACAAGAUUAAAAUCGGAAAAAUUUGGAGAACAUGACUUUCAUUCCGAUUUUUGUUGCGGUUGUUUGGUUGUAUGUUUGAGUUGUUUUUGUAUACAUGCCAUUUUAGGUGUAUGGUUUUUAUUGGUAUUGAAACGAAAAUGGGGGACAAGAAUUUGGUUGCAAAUCGUUGACGACAGUGGUGUUGUGGAUGUUGUGGGAUAUAAUCAAAUUCAACAGCAAUUAUUUGGACAUUCAGCUGCUGCGCAUCAAAGCGGAUUGAUUGGGAUUCACGAUUUUUCAGCUAUGAAUAAGCAAUAUCGCGUCAUACUGAAACAGUCUUAUGCUUAUAUUGAAGGUCGGAGCAAAGAAACAAUCAGCAAAACGUAUAUGGAAGAAAAAAAGCCAGGUAUAACCUUUUUUACGAGAAUAAAUUAA